CUCUCGAACGGCCAGAUCUGCGUGCAAAAGUCAUCAAAUGCAAUGAGAUUCAAGAGCAGCUAACUGGUGGUGGCCAAAAUGGCGAGCUGGUAGCAGUGAAGCAUUAUUUGGAAGCAUUUUACGGAUGUCGAUAUGACGAGCUAUUUGUGGUACUUGCAAAGCUAGAAAGUGAACGACUCAAAUUCGACCGUUACUUCGCGCCACAUUACAAUUUUUACUCACGGGCAAUGCGUCUAAAGGCCUAUGAGCAGUUCCUUACUCCAUACAAAACAGUUCGCCUGCAUAUGAUGGCGAAGGAUUUUGGUGUUUCGAAAGAGUUCAUCGAUAAGGAGCUCCAU
Gongylonema pulchrum is the source of this 338-nucleotide messenger RNA. Lineage: Eukaryota; Metazoa; Nematoda; Chromadorea; Rhabditida; Gongylonematidae. The record is from the annotation of a GenBank genome assembly.